Helianthus annuus (common sunflower) is the source of this 858-nucleotide messenger RNA. Its product is annotated as PKS-NRPS hybrid synthetase CHGG_01239-like. Gene Ontology annotation, cellular component: mitochondrion. The record is from RefSeq and is a predicted model, not a curated record. Gene Ontology annotation, molecular function: malonate-semialdehyde dehydrogenase (acetylating, [NAD(P)+]) activity; methylmalonate-semialdehyde dehydrogenase (acylating, NAD+) activity. Gene Ontology annotation, biological process: L-valine catabolic process; thymine catabolic process. Lineage: Eukaryota; Viridiplantae; Streptophyta; Magnoliopsida; Asterales; Asteraceae. The coding region runs from base 1 to 858 and encodes 285 amino acids. The transcript has 2 exons.
AUGGAUGAAUUGGUAGAGUGGUGUAGAGACGUCGGACGCGUAAAUGGCUACGCCCUCGUCACCAAACGCACCAUCUACGAUAAACCCCCUAGCGGUCAGCCGUUAAAAAUUUGGCUUACGUGCGAUUGUGCCGGCGAGUACAAAUCAACAGCCACGGUCAGACGCAGCGGGACCAGGAAAACCGAUUGCAAGUUCCAACUGAUCGGGGCAUACAGAAAGAGGUUAGGUUAUUGGGAUCUAAGGGUUGAGGAAACUAAACAUAAGCAUGAACCAUUUCUGUAUCCAGAGGGUCAUCCGUCCCUAACGAGGCUGAGUCCAUCGGAAGAGAGGACGGUGGAGCAAAUGACGCAUCAGAACAUAAAACCACGAGACAUUCUUGCUGCCAUUAAAGAACAGAACCCCCAUAAUGUCUCAACAAGAAACACCAUAUACAACGCUCGGGCCAAAUUGGUCGAAUGGAACAAGUCGGCGAGACUCCAAUGCAGAUACUUUUCGACCGGUUGGAGAAGGUUGGACUCCACCUACAAGACGAAUCAGUACAAAAUGCCGCUAGUCCAGAUUAUCGGUGUUACAUCCACGUUGAUGUCGUUUUGCAUUGCUCAUGCGUUCGUAAGCAACGAGAAACAGGAAAACUUCACAUGGGUUCUACAGAGGUUGAAACACUCAUUAGACAGUGUUAUGGAACCCCGUGUAAUAGUAACCGAUAGAGAUCGCGCCCUAAUAAAGCAUGUACAACCAUGUUUCCCAGGGCUAGACAUUCAUUGUGUAGGUGGCACAUACAGCAAAACAUCUUCAAACAUUGCAGGCAAAGCUUUAAAACAGAGGAUAGCUGGGAUAGGUGAGACAACUGGCAAAUAA